AUGCAUACUUCUGGAUCGCCUUUGUCCUCGGCUCACUCCGAUGAACCAACUACAACUGCUGCCGACGUACUUCGAACUACUUCUUGUAUUCUAACCCCCUUACCAGUCCAUAAUCAUUUGUCAGAUCCAUACAUACACUUAGGGUGUUCACCGGCAGCAUAUAGCAACAGCUCUUGUGCACCUUUAUAUUCUUCUAUUCCUCCUCAUUUGGAUCAAAUAGAUUCUCUUUCCUUUCUUCCCACAACCCUUCGAAUAAAUUCUUCAUUUAUCAACCCUUUCGAAACCAGUUUUGAUAUACCGACUUCCCACUGCUCGGCAUCAUUUAUUAAAGGCCCUAUUGUCCCUUCGGUUGCUUUCCCUUCAGGCUUUCAACUCCUUCCAUCGUCACUUUCUUCCUCACUACCAUCGACAGAUCGGCCUAGCUCCCUAGUUUCUCUCAAUACCCCUUUCUCUCUUUCUGGAUCUGCCUACACCAUGCUGCAAAGCGGCUUAACCCGCUGCCUAUCCACACAGUCUCAUGUAGGCUCAGCAGACAUCGUAUCUCCUGGAAUUCUUCAAUCUGUUACUCCACCUAUUCUGGCUGCGAUGCCACAUACACUUUUAUCGUCAUCGUCGACGAAAAUUUUAUGCCCUUCUAGCUCUGGCCUGCAUUCAGACUCCUUUACUCAGUCGGCUGAACAAACAGUUUCUCCGAGUCAAGCACUGAAUGAAAACUCUGAUUUCGCUUCAUUGUCUGGCCUUAAUUUAGGCUUGAAAGUACCAUCGGGCCGAAAUGAAACAGGUGGGAUGCUUCUGAUUUCCGUAAGCCUUGUUUUUGUAAAAUAA
Protopolystoma xenopodis is the source of this 825-nucleotide messenger RNA. NCBI's taxonomy places the organism in Eukaryota, Metazoa, Platyhelminthes, Monogenea, Polystomatidea, Polystomatidae. The record is from the annotation of a GenBank genome assembly.